Gallus gallus (chicken) is the source of this 2697-nucleotide messenger RNA. It is a transcript of the gene FBXO21, whose product is annotated as F-box protein 21. Gene Ontology annotation, molecular function: protein binding; DNA binding. The record is from RefSeq and is a predicted model, not a curated record. Bases 562 to 2292 code for a protein of 576 amino acids. The transcript has 12 exons. Lineage: Eukaryota; Metazoa; Chordata; Aves; Galliformes; Phasianidae.
GGCGGGGCGGGCCUCGCACUGCGGCCUGCGGCCCUCGCGGGGCCCGGCGCGGCACACCGCGGGGCUUCGUGGUGCUCCGGCGCGGCCCUCGGGGCUGGUUUGCUGCUUCGGAGCUCGGUUCCCCCCGCAGGCCGCUGUGGGAUGCUGUCUAAUUGUCUAAUCUAGAUAAUUCAGUAUGUAAGGGGGCUGGAAGAGGAAAGGGGCAGGCUGUGCAGCAGGGUGUGUGCGAUAAGGCAAGGGGAAGCGGUUUCAGACUAAAGGAAGGGAGUUUUAGGUUGGACAUAAGGAAGGAGUUUUUUUACUGUAAGAGUGCUGGGACACUGCAUGGGCUGCCUGCACAGGUGGGUGCCCCAUCCCUGCCGACACCCAGAGUUGGGAUGGGGCUGUGAGCCCCUGAGCAGCUGUAGAUGUCCCCGUUAAGGAGUUGGAUCGAAUGGCCUUUAAAGGUCCCUUCUAACUCAGAAGACCCUUUGUUCCCCCCAUUCCUGAAGCUGACCUGCACGUUUUUGUACAAAUGGCUCAGAUCCACUGGCUGGAAUUGAGUGUGGAGGUGAUCAGCACAUGCUGCUGGCCUCGGAUAGCAGACCUGUUGGCCAGAGUUUGCACAACAGCCUUGCUGUCCUGGUUGAGUUCCAUCCUGUGUGGCCAUCACUACUGAAGUACUACAGCCACACAGACAGUGUUAGCUGGCUUGAAGAAUACAAAGCACGGCACAAUGCUGGCCUAGAAGCCCAGAGAAUUGUAUCUUCCUUCUCCAAAAGAUUCUUCUCAGAGCAUGUUCCCUGUGAUGGAUUCAGUGACAUUGAGACUCUUGGGUGCCCGAGUCACUUUUUUGAGGAUGAGCUGAUGUGUAUCCUUAACAUGGAAGGCAGGAAAGGUCUCACCUGGAAGUACUAUGCAAAGAAAAUUCUAUACUUCCUACGGCAACAGAAUAUAUUAAAAAAUCUGAAGGAGUAUCUCCAGCGCCCUGCUGACCAGCAGUCGUUUCUGGAGGGUGCUGUUUUAAUUGACCAAUAUUGUAACCCACUGUCAGACAUCUGCUUAAAAAGUGUCCAGGCACAAGUGGAUGAGAUCACAGACAAAGUGCGCAAAGUCCUCCGGACAAAAAACCCAAGGCACCCCAGCGUGGCUUCCAAGGCAGGAGAGAUCCUGAUUCCAGAAGUGGAGCUUCAGCGGCAGGUACUUGAUGCUAUGAAUUGUGUCCUAUAUGAGCAAUUAAAAUACAAAGGAAACGAACUGGAUUACUAUAACUCCCUGAAUUCAUACAUUCAUCAGGUUUUGAUCCGCAGAACGGGAAUUCCUAUCAGUUUGUCUGUGCUUUAUUUAACAAUUGCCAGGCAGCUGGGAGUCAAACUUGAGCCAGUCAACUUCCCUAGUCACUUUCUGCUGCGAUGGUGUCAAGGAAAAGAAGGAAGCACAGAUAUCUUUGACUACACCUACAUUGACGCCUUUGGGAAGGGGAAGCAGCUGACGGUGAAGGAGUGCGAGUACCUCAUAGGCCACCACGUGACGGAGGAGUUCUAUGGGGUGGUGACUUCCAAGGAGGUCCUGCAGCGUAUGGUGGGAAAUCUCCUCAACCUGGGCAAGCGAGAAAGCACUGAUCAGUCUUAUCAACUCUUGAGAGACUCGUUGGAUCUGUACCUGGCCAUGUAUCCGGACAAUGUGCAGCAUCUAAUGCUCCAGGCUAGGUUAUACUUCCACCUGGGAAUCUGGCCAGAAAAGGUUCUGGACAUCCUGCAGCAUAUUCAGGCUUUGGAUCCAUCACAGCACGGGGCUGUUGGGUACCUGGUACAGCACACCCUGGAGCACAUUGAGCGUCGGAAGGAGGAGGUGGGACCUGAGGUGAAACACCGUUCAGAUGAGAAGCACAAAGAGGUCUGCUUCUCAAUUGGGCUGAUUAUGAAACACAAGAGGUAUGGCUAUAACUGCGUGAUUUAUGGCUGGGACCCUGCCUGCAUGAUGGGACACGAAUGGAUCCGAAAUAUGAAUGUCCACAGCCUCCCCCAUGGCCCCCACCAGCCCUUCUACAACGUGCUCGUGGAAGAUGGCUCUUGCAGAUAUGCUGCACAAGAGAACCUGGAGCACAACUCAGAGCCUCGGGAGAUUCCUCACCCCGACAUCGGCCGCUAUUUCUCGGAGUUCACUGGCACUCACUACCUGGCCAAUACCGAGCUGGAGAUUCGGUACCCGGAGGACCUGGAGCUGACAUGCACCACAGUUCAGAAGAUCUACAGUUCAGGCAAGGAGCGAAUGACAGCAGCAUCCCAAGGAUGGAAGCAGACCGGAGUGUAGCUUUACCCUCUUUGCAAGACUUGCCCAGAGGGCGAGUUUGGUGACAAUCCUUUGGCUUAAUGCACUGAAAACUGCAUUAAACUUUGUAACCGGUGCUAUAGCAUCUUUCCGUUGCCUACCUGCCCAUUCUGGCCCACAGGGAUGCUGUGGUAGUGAGCCCAGGCUGAGGGUCUUGCAGGGUUGGUCGUGCUGAGAAGCGUGCUGUCCUUUGGAAGAUCUGCCCGUAGACUCAUUCUGUGCUUGGCCUGCCUGGAAGGUCAGCGCCGUGAGAUCCCUGGUGUGGCAGAACCCCACCUUGCAGAGAAGUUGCUUGUCCUUACAGUGUCGUGAGGUUUUUGUUUUGGUUGGUUAUUUUUUAACGUAUGUCUCAUGCAGGUGAUAGUUUUUAAAGCCUAUAACGUUCCA